Molecule: messenger RNA, 856 nt
Organism: Leptopilina heterotoma
Lineage: Eukaryota; Metazoa; Arthropoda; Insecta; Hymenoptera; Figitidae
Source: RefSeq, a predicted model, not a curated record
GUACAAUUCAGGGGACACAAUUCAUGUAAAAGUCGAAAUUACAGCCAACCAUAAGGGCCACUUUCAAUUUCAAUUAUGUCCCUUGAACAAUUCUAUGGAAAUGGAGGAGGAAGAAUGCUUCGAGAAAUAUCCUCUGCCAUUAGUCGACGGCUCAUAUAAAUAUGCACUGCCCACAGACAAUGUCGGAUUCUUUGAAACAGAUAUUAUUCUUCCAAAAGGAAUUUCUUGCGACCAUUGUGUUUUACGAUGGGAAUACAUCGCGGGAAAUAAUUGGGGCACCUGCGCCGAUGGUUUAGGUAAACUUGGCUGUGGACCUCAAGAAACAUUCAAGAACUGCUCUGACAUUAGUAUUAUAAACAACUUUCAAUAGUAGAAGUAAAAAAAAUAAACAUCAAUUUCCACAUAUUAUAAUACUCGACCCCAAAAUUUUGCAAUCCUUCUAGAUGUUCAACUUAAAAUAAAAUAUUCAAAUCAUCAGGAUGUUGUUAAGCAACAUCCCAGCUACAACUUAGGUGAUUUCCGAAGCAUAGGAUUAAUAUUUUGGUCUGAAAAAAUCAAAAAGAGACAAUAAUGUAGAAAAUUUCUUAUGAAAUUUCAAGUCAACUUUCAAAAUUCACAAUAGAGUCUAAAACAAAAUCUAAUUAUGAAAAUAAAAAAUUGAUUACAGAUAAAAAAUGAAAUGCUCGAAUGCAGAUGAAAAUACAUUGUUUACGAGUUGUUCCCUAAUCUACCUGUUUGGAUAUAAUUAUAUCUUUCCUGAAAGAAACAUCAUCUAGCCGCGCACACACAUUAACUGAUAGGAAAGUAGGCCUUUUUACUUUGUUUCACUUUUUUUUCUUUCUUUUUUUUAAUUUUU